Messenger RNA from Phytophthora nicotianae INRA-310, 1151 nucleotides. RefSeq lists its product as hypothetical. Gene Ontology annotation, cellular component: histone acetyltransferase complex; nucleus. Gene Ontology annotation, biological process: regulation of DNA-templated transcription; chromatin organization. The record is from RefSeq and is a predicted model, not a curated record. Bases 56 to 1027 code for a protein of 323 amino acids. Lineage: Eukaryota; Oomycota; Peronosporomycetes; Peronosporales; Peronosporaceae. The transcript has 2 exons.
AUUUUCGGACGCUGCUUUCCCGCCAUCACUUAUCCUAAUUCCACCAGACGCUGACAUGACGGUCAAUGUAGGCGACACAGUGCUGGCUUACCAUGGACUAAUGAUCUACGACGCUAAAGUGCAGAAGGUGGAUAACGGUCAGGGUGUUCUGGAGACGCCUGGCGCUGGGGGUCGCCCCACAGACAACACGCAAUACUACCUGCACUACCAGGGUUGGGCCAAGAAAUGGGACGAAUGGGUUCGUCACGACCGCGUGCUCGAAGACACGCCGGCCAAUCGGACGCUGCAGAAGAAAGCCAAGGAGGACGUUGCUAAGGCUAAGAAGGAGAAGCGUCUUUCCAAGAAGAAGAAGAUAAGCUCGGCCGGCGUCGACGCCCCCAGUUCUCGCAAGUCCCCGUUUAAACGCCUAAAGCGCAGCACGGAGGGCGAAUACGAGGAGUUUCCAGGUCCCAAUGACGCCUCAGCGGAGGACGGAACGACCGCCAAGCAAAUCAACAUCCAGAUGCCCUUCUCGCUCAAGAAGCAGCUCGUAGAGGACUGGAAGAACGUGACCCACGCACCGCACAAACUCGUGCCGCUACCAAGGAAGCCUAAUGUGAGUCAGAUUAUCCAGACGUACCUCGAAUUUAAGAAGAGCAAAGUGCGCACGGGAGAGGCCAGCGAGGAGAAGGAGUACAAGAAUAUUGAAGGCAUCAUGCAGGGCGUGCAGUCGUACUUUGAUCGUGCACUGAGCUCCAUCCUACUCUACCGCAUGGAGCGUCGUCAGUACCAGGAGCUCCGACAGAAACAGAGCGAGGAAGUCCCGCUUUCGCAGAUUUACGGCGCUGAACACCUUAUUCGGCUUUUCGUGAGAUUGCCUGUGCUUUUGGCGAGCUCCAACAUUUCUCCACGCGAGUUGAACCAGAUCCAGGCGCGUCUCAACGAUUUCCUCAAGUUCAUUCAGAAGAACUCGGCGGCGUGGUUCGUCACGGAGUAUGAGGCUGCCUCGGACAAAUACGUCGAGCAGGCCACUGCUGCAUCCUCCUAAAAAUGACAAAAAGGGCACAAAUUGCAUGUUUAGUCAUCUUCAAUUUUCAAAAGUUGAAUUUUCAGGUUACACAAUGUAACCUGAAACUUACAUUAUCGUACUUACAGUGCUCGUUUGACAUAGG